AGAGAGAGAGAGAGAGAGAGAGAGAGAGAGAGAAGGGGAGAGGGAGAAAGAGGGAGAGGAUGAGUCCUCGAAAUCCGCCCAGCCAAGGCAGCCUUUCACUGCUGGAUGCAGCGUCUCCUAUCAAAACGAUGGUGCGGGCACUGCUGCUCUUCUCCCUCAUCCAGGGUUCUAGCCAAAAGAGUGAUGACGAUUAUGAAGAUUAUACAACCAACAAAACCUGGGUUUUGACUCCCAAAGUUCAUGAAAGUGAUGUUACCCUUAUUUUAAAUGGCCUGCUGGAGGGAUAUGAUAACAAACUGAGGCCGGAUAUAGGAGUGCAGCCAACGGUAAUUCAUACUGAUAUGUAUAUUAACAGCAUUGGCCCAGUGAACGCCAUCAAUAUGGAAUAUACAAUAGACAUUUUUUUUGCUCAAACCUGGUACGACAGACGGCUAAGAUUCAACAGCACCAUUAAAGUGCUGAGGUUGAACAGCAACAUGGUGGGGAAGAUCUGGAUCCCUGACACAUUCUUCCGAAACUCAAAAAAGGCUGAUGCUCAUUGGAUAACAACUCCCAAUCGGAUGCUCCGGAUCUGGAAUGAUGGCAGAGUACUAUAUACACUGAGAUUGACGAUAGAUGCCGAGUGUCAGUUACAGCUGCACAACUUUCCAAUGGAUGAACAUUCUUGUCCACUGGCUUUUUCAAGCUAUGGCUACCCAAAGGAGGAGAUUAUCUACAUGUGGAAGCGCAGCUCAGUAGAAGUAGGAGACACUAGAUCCUGGAGGCUGUAUCAGUUUUCAUUUAUUGGGCUCAGAAAUACAACUGAAGUCGUGCCGACAACUUCAGGAGAUUAUGUGGUCAUGGCAGUCUACUUUGAUCUAAGCAGAAGGAUGGGCUACUUCACCAUUCAGACUUACAUCCCUUGCACACUCAUCGUAGUGCUAUCUUGGGUCUCUUUCUGGAUUAAUAAGGAUGCCGUCCCAGCCAGAACAUCUUUGGGUAUCACAACUGUCCUGACCAUGACCACCCUCAGCACCAUCGCUCGCAAAUCCCUCCCCAAGGUCUCUUAUGUGACAGCAAUGGAUCUUUUUGUAUCAGUUUGCUUUAUUUUUGUUUUUUCUGCCCUGGUGGAGUACGGGACUCUCCACUAUUUUGUCAGUAACAGAAAGCCAAGCAAGGAUAAAGACAAAAAGAAGAAAAACCCUCUUCUUCGGAUGUUUUCAUUCAAGGCACCUACAAUCGACAUCCGCCCCAGGUCAGCUACUAUCCAAAUGAACAAUGCCACACACCUCCAAGAACGGGACGAAGAAUAUGGAUAUGAAUGUCUCGAUGGCAAGGACUGCGCAAGUUUCUUCUGCUGCUUCGAGGAUUGCCGAACGGGAGCCUGGCGGCAUGGAAGAAUACACAUCCGCAUUGCCAAAAUGGACUCAUACGCCCGUAUAUUUUUCCCAACUGCAUUCUGUUUGUUUAAUCUGGUCUACUGGGUGUCCUACCUUUACCUUUAAACAAUUAGAAAAGAAAUUGGGCGAUAAGAGCCUUACUCCUGGAAUUUAUUCGAGAGAUGGGUAACCUGUAUAAAUCCAAGCUGACGCCACGCUCUAAUGGCUGUAGUGCACUUAAGGGGAAUUUCAACGUACUCUUGGGCUUUCCUGCAGGUAGAAUCAUCCCAUUCUCUUCAGCACCUGGGAAUACUCUACGCGUGCUCCUUUAUGCACACAGAGCAUUCCCUGACAUGUGCAGGAGGUGGGUCAGCCCUGGGUCACUUAGAAAUCCAUUGCGCAACAUGGAACUCUGAACUUCUAAAGUGGUCUGAAUUCUUUAGUACCAUAGCCCAGUAAAUAUCAUAUCAUAUAUUGUCUAAGGCUACCAUGGAAUUGUUGUAGUUUGAAUGCUAUCAGUCAACAUUUUAAGAAAUUCAAUAAGCAAAAAACAAACAAGUAUCACAUACGAUACCAAUGAAUCUGAGAGGCACUGUAGGGAGAGGACCCACAGACCAUUAGAUUUUGGGCAUUAUGCAGUGGCAGCAGUUGAAAGCUAAAAAUACCAUUGAGUUUGUGAGCAUUCACUAUAAAUAUGUGAUAUCUUUGUCCUCUGUGGGCUUUUCCUUUUGGAAGAGUCAUCUCUCACUUCGGAUUGAUGUAACUAGUCUAGGGGAAAAUAGCUUUUCUUUACAUCCAAAUAAAAAUAGAACUUUUGGGUGACCUCCCUAAAAGCACAUGUACAAAUGUUGUAAAUAUUUCAAUACCUUGUAGUACUUGGGUCUAGUGCAUGGAGAAUUUUUUUUUUUGGGGGGGGGG
Lacerta agilis (Sand lizard) is the source of this 2276-nucleotide messenger RNA. It is a transcript of the gene GABRG2, whose product is annotated as gamma-aminobutyric acid type A receptor subunit gamma2. The transcript has 10 exons. Lineage: Eukaryota; Metazoa; Chordata; Lepidosauria; Squamata; Lacertidae. Gene Ontology annotation, biological process: regulation of postsynaptic membrane potential; nervous system process; gamma-aminobutyric acid signaling pathway. Gene Ontology annotation, molecular function: GABA-gated chloride ion channel activity; benzodiazepine receptor activity; transmitter-gated monoatomic ion channel activity involved in regulation of postsynaptic membrane potential. The coding region runs from base 60 to 1484 and encodes 474 amino acids. The record is from RefSeq and is a predicted model, not a curated record. Gene Ontology annotation, cellular component: neuron projection; GABA-A receptor complex; postsynapse.